AUAGUGGAUAACUUGUGGUGCUCCUUGCUUUCCCGUUUCUCCAUAUUCUCCGUGUUGUUGUCUGCGCUUUAUUUUAUUAAUAAAGUUGCCGCCUGUCUGUCUCCAUCUGACAAAUACUCUAUUCCUUGCAGUUUUUUCAUUUUCAUCCACCAUGCCCGUCUCUUUUUUUCUUUUCCUCCCCUUGUUUUUUUUUGGAUUUUAUGCUGUCUGCGCGUCUCUCUCUUUUGUUGGGCAUCGGCAGUUAUCCCAAAGAUUCAAUGGUGUACUGGUGCUCCCUCAAGCUCCGAUCUUUUUCUUCUCAGAGAGCUCAAACACAGCACAAAAUACUAUUUUUAAUAGAUGCCCACGUUGAAAUCAUGUCUUAGGAGGGAGGCCUUAGGAGUUGAAUCAGGAUAAGCCUGAGUUUAACCUAGAUUUCUGCUUUUCAAUUGUUUUGCUAGUCAUGUAGCAUGAAAUGAGUUAGAUAAAACCUUUUUGUGAUAUGCAAUCUUUUAUUAGGGUUGCUCAUGCUGUCAGAUUGUCGUAUCCAUUUCUAUAUCUCUUCUCUUUUAUCGGCCUGAUCAUGGUCCCCCUCAUUCAAAUCGAUCUAAUCCAUAGAAACCAUUUAUCAUAAUCUGGAAAGCAUGAAGCCACCAAAGCCAUAGGAGACAAGAUCAUAUGGAAAGCUGCAAACACCCCAAUCUCAAUAGCCCAUGGUGAGCAACUAUGCUCAGAGUUUAAUUUGUUUCUGAUUGUGGUGCUCAACUUCUUGCCAUCCCAAAUUUUCAAAUCUUCAAAAACCAUCCUCAAACCCAAAUCAAUGUCUUCCAAAGAGACCACUUUAGGAUUACUUAAAAGGGUACCUGGCAAUACUAAAUAGGGUUGCAGAAGCACUUGACACAAGCCUCUAGUGGAUGCAAACAGACCCACAAGAAUGGCAGACUGCAGUAGAGGUCUUGAAGUCAUUUUAUCUCUGCUGUUCAAUUGAUUCCAAAGAGGCCAUUUUAGGAUUUACUUAAAAGGGUACCUGGCAAUACUAAAUAGGGUUGCAGAAGCACUUGAAACAAGCCACUACUGGAUGCAAAGAGACCCACAAGAAUGGCAGACUGCAUCAGAAGCCUUGAAGUAAUUUUAUCUCUGCUAUUCAAUUGAUUCUGCAAUCUGUAUUAUGGUGGAGGAACAGGGAUAAGUAAAUCAAGGGGGAUCUGAUCUAUGAAAGAUGCCAGAGAAAAGACUAUGCUUAGGGAGCAGCAGCAUCAGCUCAAACAAUGUGGUGGGAUCAUCCUGCCUCCCGGAUUUGUCGUUGCAUAUCAGUCUGCCAACUAGCAAGUCAAGUACUGAAGAUCACGGGUUCGAUUUUUGGAGAAAGGCCCAAAAGUCAAACAGUAAUCUUGAUGCCAAUGCCAAUGCUUCUAUCCAUUCCAGCAAGCGUGGAGCUGAUACCAUCAACUUGAGUUUAGUCCAUCCAAACCCAUCUCCUCCUCCUCCUCCUAAUCCAUCUUCUUCCACAGAUAUCAAGAGCAGGCAUAUUCAAGACUUUGGAGCUGUUCCUUACAUAAAAGGGGUUCCUGUAUAUUCUCCAAGCUCCUGUUUUUCAGCCUUGAAUCCUCCUCAACUAAGACCAGAUACACUUGAUCCAAAGCUGGUUUUACUCACAUCAGGGGCAGAAAGAGGUCUACAAAUUGGGCAUGCCAAUCGGCUUAUAUCUUCUGGUUGUAAAUCCAUUAUGCAGCCAGGUAGCUAUAGUUUUAAUGGCAGAGAACACCAGCAGCAUUUAGAGUCUCUAAGGCUGAUUCAGACUAUGGAGAACAGUGGUCGAACUAAUAGGAUCUUCAAUUCCUAUGGUCGACCUGAUUCACAGGAGGAUUCGACUGUUUCAGAGACUUUCAACUCAUUGAGGUUCUUAAGACCUGAGAGAAGUUUAUUCAGUAGCAGCAACAGUGGGCCCUCUAGCCAUAUUUCUGAUAUACAGUCGAUGAGAUCUAGAUUCAUAUCGAAGCUGCCCAGCAAGAGAAGUGUGCGAGCCCCACGGAUGCGUUGGACCAGUACUCUCCAUGCCCAUUUUGUUCAUGCAGUUGAGCUACUCGGAGGCCAUGAAAGAGCCACCCCCAAGUCAGUGUUGGAGCUGAUGAAUGUGAAGGAUCUCACUUUGGCCCAUGUUAAGAGCCAUCUGCAGAUGUAUCGAACUGUAAAGAAUACCGACAAACCUGCAUCUUCAGAAACGUUUGAAACAUCAACAAAUACAACACCAGAAGAUUAUAUUGUGAAUCAAAGUGAUUUGGUAGAUAAAUCAUUAAGUGAAUUUAAGUUUGGAGCUCAUGAAGUGAGAGGACCUUUGAAAACAGUGGAAAUUAAAUCCAAUUCAGAAGACUUGUAUCGAAAUAUGCUGAGCAACUCAUUAAGAGGAUUAUGGCCAAAGCAAAAUCAGCUUCAAUAUCCAAAAUUGCUAACGAAAGAAACUAACUCUCGACAAAUUUCUCCCAUGCAACAACAUUUGAUAGAUCCAUUUAAGAAACACUAUAAUGGACGCCAAGAAUCUGAGCAGCAGUCCAGCAUAAGCAAUGAUGUCCGUUUACAGGGCUCCAAUUUAAAUGUGAAUAGCAUUAAUUUGUUACAUAUGGCCCCUAAUUAUAAUCGGACAAUUCAGAAAAUGCCCAGUUUAGAAUUUACAUUGGGCAGACAAGAUUGGCAAGGAGAGCACUCUGACACCCCCAAAGAGCUGCUUCUCCUUAAAUGCUAGACCCAAUACUCCAUUUUUUAUGAAUAUACAAGCUAAUCUUGGCAUAGCUCGAAUUACUGAACAUUACAAACAGAAGCAGUAAAGAUUAUAUGUAUUCCGGGCAUAGAUUAUUAAGGGCCAGUUUCUUUUUCUCUCUCUGUACAAAUUUUUCUUUCUUUUAAAUUCUCUCCCUAUAUUUUCAUUCACUUGGUUAGUCUCCUUUUUCAAGGCAAGUAGUUCGGAGAACGCAGAGGUGGUAGAAGAGCAUAAAAACUCAAUUUUAGGCUGUUAAAUUUUUUUGAGCUGGGUCUUAAAUUGUAAACAUGUUGCAUGCAUGCUUGUUCUGACUGUUUUGUAAUAUGGGUUUUGUAAGGAAUUGGUAGCCAAGUACUUGGACCAAUUAAGCAUUGUACAAUCUUUUACUAAAGAGAAAUUAUAAUCAAAAUAAGAAGAGUGAAAGUGGCUUAUUAAGUUA
Molecule: messenger RNA, 3173 nt
Organism: Cryptomeria japonica (Japanese cedar)
Lineage: Eukaryota; Viridiplantae; Streptophyta; Pinopsida; Cupressales; Cupressaceae
Product: transcription repressor KAN1
Exons: 6
Coding region: 1199-2719 (506 amino acids)
Biological process (GO): abaxial cell fate specification; regulation of DNA-templated transcription
Molecular function (GO): transcription cis-regulatory region binding
Source: RefSeq, a predicted model, not a curated record